AUGUCUAACAUACAAUUCAAUUUAUGUACUACUUUCCCUGGUUUACUUCAAACUUAUCAUGAAUCAUUAUAUGAUUUAAUAACUACUUAUGAUUUAUAUUUAUCCUAUAAAAGAAGACAAAUGUCCUUAUUAUUCAAUCUAUUGUUUUCAUCGGCUGAAUUACCUUCAAUAAACAAAUUAGAGCUGAGUUGGAUGGUUCUACAAAAUAGUAUAAUGACGAAAAAUCAACAAUUAUGGGUAUAUAGAAGAAUUUUAAAUGAAACAAUGACAACAAUGAUUACUUUAGGGUACAUUUCAAAGAAACAAUUAUUUGAAUUGAAUCAUUGUAUAGUACUUGAAUUACAACAAGUGGAAGAUAAAUUUGAAGAUUUAAUUGAAAGUGAAACAAAAGAUGAUAACACCAGUAAUGACCGAAAUGUCAUUACAACAACGACAAUCAAUGAUGAUAAUGAAGAUGAGAAUGAUCGAUGUUUCGAAUUACUGUUGUUGGAUAAACAACCAGAAUUGUUUAGAGAUAUUUUGAAUUUACAUAAUAGUUUAAUUAGUAAAUAUUAUGUUGUUCAACGUCAGAAUAAUAGUCAUAAAAAUAACAGCAACAACAACAACACCUGCAGCAGGAGCAGUAUACAAAGAAAAUGUGUGUAUAUUUAA
This is a messenger RNA of Candida albicans SC5314, 651 nucleotides long. RefSeq lists its product as uncharacterized. Bases 1 to 651 code for a protein of 216 amino acids. Lineage: Eukaryota; Fungi; Ascomycota; Pichiomycetes; Serinales; Debaryomycetaceae. The transcript has a single exon. The record is from RefSeq and is a predicted model, not a curated record.